GAUUUGGCUCAUGCUGAACAGAUAAUUCACCGCUAUGAAGGGUGAGGAUACGACAGGAGUAGCUGGGUACGAGACCCUCUCACUUCAGUGUACAUAUGAGAGCACGAAGUCGUGUAUAUAUAUUCCACUCUACACCCACUAGGACUCAACCUCCCUUUCGACCUUCAUUUUGCACGCAGCAGUGUCAUGUUCCUUGAUUGGCUUGUCCUUUGUUCCCUAACCUGUUCUACAUUCGCUCAAAUUUUCUCAAUACCAUCGGGAUGGCGAAAACCUACUUCCAAUAUCCCAUGGCAGGACACCGCCACACUUUCCCAAGCAUUGAUCGAUGCCAUCGCGCCACAAAUCGAUGCCUCUACUGGACAAGUGGAUGCUUUGGACUUCGAACAGAAUGCUAGCCUGUUUGCCGCCAUCGCCAAUUACGACAGACUCGUUGGCAACAAAGCGAACGAAGCUCUCGUCACGACGCAUUUAGUGACUGUUGGACAGCAGCGAUUUGAGUACUAUGGUCCAUCGUUUUCCACGUGUCUUGAGCAAUCAUUUAUCAAUGUCGUACAAUCUUCAAUGGGACAUCAGGAAGGCCAGCUGCGAACCACUUAUUCGUUAACAUGGGCACUAGCAGCUGUGUCUGCUUAUCGCGCAUAUGGCGAUCAGUAUCUUCUCGAUCUGGCGACUUCAAUUUGGAACAAGACAAGCAUUUACAUGAUCACCUUUGACGAUACACUUGAUGGCGGCCACUCGCACUUUUCUACCUUGAAGCCUGGGCUCACUCUAGUACCCGAAUGUGAUGGAUCUUCUGUCGAGGGCAGUGUGUUUGUCGAUAUGGAAAACAAGGACGUUGAAGAUGUGGAUCUUUAUUCGGUUGGGGCCUUCUUAUCGCUAUCUGUAUAUAUGUACGAAGCCACCCACGACGGACGCUACUCCACUGCAGCGGAUACCACUUCACACUUCAUGGCUUUCCUGGAGAAUCACCUGGAUCUCGGGCUCAUAAAUAUGAGCUCGUGUGAUACUUUACAUACCUCAGUUCCAAUCUCGCAGAGUGUGGGACCCGCUAUCGAAGGACUCGGUGUAUACGCAGCUAGGCUGAAGAAUCCGGAUUUGGCAUCUCAAAUGCAAACCCUGAUUCUCGGUGUGAUUGGCAAAUUUGUCAAUGGCGACGGGAUCUUUGAUCAAGACAUUGGUGACACACCUUUAGCCAACACAGGCACCCUCUACGUUGGAGGCGUGCUUGUACGAGGGUUGUAUGAGAUUUUGUCCAGGAUUGAUGCUAGUUCGGAGCUGGCAAAGCUGGUUCAGAGCUUUUUGGCGGUACAAUUCAACGCUGUACUUGAUCUUGCUCGGCCGCCGAACAGCACCCUUUUUUCGUCAAAUUGGCGUGGUCCUCCGAUGACCGAUCGCGUGCUGCCUUGGGGACAAUUGUUGGCGCUAGACGUGUUAAAUGCAGGUUUAAGCAUGACACCUAGACCCACACCGAACACGAACACUUCCACUUUGCCACUACCAAGUCCAACAUUUAGUGGCAUAGAUCCUUCAUCCUCUGUUUCAGGGGAUUCGUCUGGGACCCAUCUGAGCAUCAAGGGCAUCGUCGGUAUAAUCGUUGGAGGCAUUGCGGUUGUAACGUUGAUCGUCGUGACUUCACUGGUCGCUUUGUGGCAGAGAUCUAAACGGAACAGAACUGUCUCUCAGCCACCAACUGAGCCAGCUCCUCCACAACCCCUCGAUGGUGAAGAGCAGUACUAUGUUACCGACAUACCGAGAUUUCUCCCUGUAAGUGCGAUGUACCAGCUGCCCUCGUCUCAAGUUGGAUCGUCCGAGACUUCGACUAUGAUGCCUUCAUCAGAGAAGCGCAGGUCUGCCGUAGUUCUCAGCUAUGCGUCAACAAGUAACAAUGCCAUGGACGGACCGGAUGUUCAUCGCUCAGCUUCGCCGCUUCGACCACCGUCCGUGGAAGAAUCCAUUCCUGACCUUGUCCAACGACUGAAUCGAGCUAUGACGCGGCUACCUCCUUCUGGGGCUGGUCAUGCUGAGGAGUUGGAACCUCCUCAGUAUGAAUCUACGGCAUAUCAUACGGUAGUCUAAUGGACACGCGGUAAAGCGGCACCGAAUCCAUGCAAUUCAAUUGAAUGUCCUUGCUGGUUGUGUUGUGUUUCAAACUUUGGGUUCGGUGUUUCACGCGUACAAAAGUCACACAUACCAUGUACCUACUGCGUGAUUUCCAAUCGACUCCUGUUGUGACUCUCAGCCGUACCAAUCAAUUGGGCCAGCACCAUAGAAUCUGGGCAGAUCUGAGCCUUCAAGUUGAGCUUGAGAGGUUGCCCAAUCUGAACGCGAUCGCAGAAGCAAUUGCCGCUUUUGGACCUAUUGGAACUCUUGACCGUUGCUAGACGUCGACGAAGAACGCAGUGGCCAUAGCAGCAGACGGUUUUCGUGGCGACUUCCUUUUCUCAGUGGGAGUGCUCGGCACGAGGCUCGAAAGCCUACGAUACAGUACUACUUAGUAUCUGCUGUAGCAGAGCACGAUAGCAAACGUCGCGCCCAUGACGACUUUGAGAAGUACGAAAUGAACCUGCCUCGUUCAG
Molecule: messenger RNA, 2576 nt
Organism: Somion occarium
Lineage: Eukaryota; Fungi; Basidiomycota; Agaricomycetes; Polyporales; Cerrenaceae
Source: the annotation of a GenBank genome assembly